AUGGGUCAGACCUUGUCGGAGCCGGUGGUCGAGAAGACCUCGGCGGAGGGUGGAGAUGAGUGCUGUAUCUAUGGUGUCUCUGCCAUGCAGGGCUGGCGUAUCAGCAUGGAAGAUGCCCACGCCGCCAUCCUCGACCUUCACGCGAAAUACACGGGACCUACCGAUGAGAAACCGACCGAUCCGGAUCAGCGUCUGGCCUUCUUCGGUGUAUAUGACGGCCACGGUGGAGAUAAGGUAGCGCUGUUCACUGGGGAGAACCUCCACAAGAUCGUCUCCAAGCAGGAAUCAUUCGCCAAGGGCGACAUCGAGCAGGCCCUGAAGGAUGGAUUCUUGGCUACUGAUCGGGCUAUUUUGGAAGACCCGAAAUACGAAGAGGAAGUGUCCGGUUGCACUGCCUCCACAGCAAUCAUCUCCAAGCACAAGAUCUGGGUGGCCAAUGCCGGUGACUCUCGAUCAGUACUAGGUGUCAAGGGUCGCGCAAAGCCCCUCUCUUUCGACCACAAGCCGCAGAACGAAGGCGAGAAGGCCCGUAUUAGUGCCGCGGGUGGCUUCGUCGACUUCGGCCGUGUCAACGGUAACCUCGCCCUGUCCCGCGCCAUCGGUGACUUUGAGUUCAAGAAGAGCCCCGAGCUUUCCCCCGAGCAACAGAUCGUGACUGCAUACCCCGAUGUGACAGUGCACGAGUUGACCGAUGACGAUGAAUUCCUGGUUAUUGCCUGUGACGGUAUCUGGGAUUGCCAAUCCUCCCAAGCAGUCGUCGAGUUUGUGCGGAGAGGAAUUGCCGCCAAGCAGGAUCUUUACCGGAUCUGUGAGAACAUGAUGGACAACUGCCUGGCAUCCAACAGCGAGACUGGUGGUGUUGGCUGUGACAACAUGACCAUGACCGUUAUUGGUCUGCUCAACGGUCAGACCAAGGAGGAGUGGUACAACAAGAUUGCAGAGCGGGUUGCAAACGGAGACGGGCCUUGUGCUCCUCCCGAUGUGCGAGCAGCCGAGUUCCGCGGCCCUGGAAUCCGGAACCAAUUCGAGGACCAGCCCGACGACUAUGAGUUGGAGAUGGAGCGUUCGCGGGCGUUUAGCGUGCGCCAGGGUCGGAUCAUUCUCUUGGGCGACGGCACCGAGGUCAUCUCGGAUCAGAACGAGGAAGAGCUGUUCAACCAGACAGAGGAGCAGGAUCUGGCCAACCAGGUGCAUCCGACCGGUUCUCGGAAUGAGCGUGAGGGUACCCCCGGACCUCAAGGCAAGCAGGACGAGGCCAGCGGAGCGACUCAAAUAUCCGAAUCCCCCGCCUCUACGGAUGACAAGGAGAAGUCUACUUCUGCAUAG
Messenger RNA from Penicillium cataractarum, 1326 nucleotides. RefSeq names its product PP2C family serine/threonine-protein phosphatase. Gene Ontology annotation, molecular function: cation binding; protein serine/threonine phosphatase activity. The record is from RefSeq and is a predicted model, not a curated record. Bases 1 to 1326 code for a protein of 441 amino acids. The transcript has 7 exons. Gene Ontology annotation, biological process: protein dephosphorylation. Lineage: Eukaryota; Fungi; Ascomycota; Eurotiomycetes; Eurotiales; Aspergillaceae.